Messenger RNA from Rhizophagus irregularis DAOM 181602=DAOM 197198, 552 nucleotides. Lineage: Eukaryota; Fungi; Glomeromycota; Glomeromycetes; Glomerales; Glomeraceae. The record is from RefSeq and is a predicted model, not a curated record.
AUGAAAGUUGUUGAAAUUAUUAAUUUAGAUGGAUUUACAAUGGAUCCAGAUACUUUGAAUUUUAUGGCAGUAAUGGAUUAUGCGAAUAAAGGGAAUUUAAGAGGAAAUUUAACAAAAGUAAUUAAAAAUAAUUGGAAACAAAAAUUAUACAUUUUGUAUAAAAUCAUUUUUGGGCUCUAUAAAUUACAUGAACAAAAUCUAUUUCAUGAUAAAGAGAGUGAAGAAAAUGAAGUAGGUGAAGAAGAUGAAGUAAGUGAAGAAGAUGAAGAAAGUGAAGAAGAUGAAGAAAGUGGAAAAAGUGAAGUACAUGAAAAAGAUGAAGAAAGUAAAGAAAAUGAAGAAACUGAAAAAGAUGUAGUUUAUAUCAGUGAUUUAGGAUUAUGUAGACCUGUAAAAUCUUCUUUAAAAAAAGAUGAUAUUUUUGGAGUUAUACCAUUUAUGGCACCUGAAGUUUUAAGAGUUUCACCAUUUAAUGAUAAAGCACAUGAUAUACAACUUGGUUUAAAUAUUUGUAGAGGUGAACGUCCUGAGAUUAUUGAAAAUACUCCAUAA